UUGAUGCUGCCGGAGAUCACAGUUCUCUCUUCUGCUCCUCAUCGGGAAUCACAGACUCCACCAAAUAAGGACAAAGUAAGCCAAAAACAUCAAGAAAAAAGCAAGAGGAUUAAGAUCACGAUAAAUGGAUAAAUGAAGAGGAGAAGUGACUGAGUGGAGGCAGGACAAGUAAGGAAAAAAAAAAAAAAACUGGAAAACCUCCCUGAAGGAGAGAGAAGAUUUCUAAAAAUACAACCCUGCUUACUCCCUGCAUCCUCUCUCUCCCCAUUCUUUUUUUUGCAGUGUGCCCUCCUUCAUUCAGUACCUGUUCUGUGGGAUUAACAUGACUUAAAAUUCAAUCAGCCUACAGCCUGAUGGAAGAGUGACAGAGGAGGCAGACAGAGAGCUGCAGCUGUCGAGACCAAGCGAGAGGACGGCCAGCGGGAGGAGAGAGAGAGAGAGAGAGAAGGGAGAUAGACGGCGAGAGGUAGAGACAGAGAGGAGAGAGAGAUGGGUGUUUUUCCACGGAGCUGAGACAGAGAGAGCGCCGCGGAGAAAGAGAGAUGUGACAGUUACAGGAGUCGCGGUGGAAUGAUCCGGAAAACAAGGUUUCUAGCCAUCCCUCCAUCUUCCUCCCAAACCUCCUUUUGUGCACCUCCCUCCAAGGUCAUCAAUGAGCAACUAACUCAAUGUGGGAGAUCAAACACGGAUCACGCUGUGUAUAGUGUAGAGGGGCCCUGUGACACACCCUGGAAACCACUCCAGGAGGUGAGGGAUGACAGACAGACGACAAGUAAACAACUGAAUGCGUGAAAGACUGAAGCAAUAGGAGACAAUGCCAGAGAGGCAGAUGAAAAAAUAAGAAGCGAGGCGACGAGGCUGUAUGAGUGAGGGGGGAGGGGGAAAAAGGAUCGAGGAAGUGAGAGAAGGAGGGGAAGCAGGAGGGAGGAGAAGUGAAGAUCCUCGCCAACUCCAGGAUCAUUAUUCUCUGUCAAUUGAACGGCUCCAGAUACAGAGAGAGGUUGAACACAGCCAUGAGAAAAUCAUAUCAAAACGCCAUCAAUAGAAUUUCAAGCAAAGCGGAUUCGUGGAUUUUUUUCUCAAACUGAGGAAUACUACGCUGGGAUUGAGCGAGUAAUUCAGGAUUUUCCAGGUUUUCUUCAUCGAUAGAAGCCUAAGAGGAUAUUGUGGGAUUGGAAUUUCUGCAACUCUCUGGUUUUCUGACACUGACCUACAUCGCCUCCUUUUGAUGUGUGUGUGAAGGGGAGUAGGACAGGUUUCAGCACAAACACCCCACCCCCCUGCUGGCCCAACACAAGGAGAAACACCUGGGGCGAGAUCUGUGCUAAACAAUCACACAAAUACACACACACACACACACACACACACUAACCUGGAUAACAUGUGGAGCUGAUUCGGAUUAUAGAGCCGCACAGACGGAAAAGGUCUGUGGAUUGCCAGGCGUUCUACCAUGCCUGUCCCCCCACCCCUCAAUCCCCGCAGACAAAAACACCUGCCCCACACACACCUCCACCCCGAACAAAGGGCCACCUUCCCCUCUCUCAACCCUCCAUCCUUCCUCUCUCUUUGUCUUCUCCCCCCUCUCCUUGUCUCAUCUUUGCCCUCCUCAUCCUGUCUCAUCCACUGCGGCUGCCCCAGGUCUACCAAAAGAACGCUUCCUGACUCUGUCCCUUUCCCGGCGUUUCACUGGCUGACUCUUGUCACAUGCUGCCUGCUGCCUUCUCUGAUUGGAGCAGGGGAGACUUGGGGCGUGGUCUCGGCCUGUCCCUUCCACUGCGUGUGUCGAAACCUUUCAGAGUCGCUCAGCACACUCUGCGCUGACAAGGGCCUAUUAUUUGUCCCCCCGCACGUUGACCGGCGCACUGUCGAGCUGCGAUUGGCCGACAACUUCAUCACGGAAGUGGGCGGGAUUGACUUUGUCAACAUGACCGGAUUGGUAGAUUUGACUCUGUCGAGGAAUACCAUCCACCUGAUCCGACCAAUGGCCUUUGCUGAUCUGGAGAGUCUGCGCUCGCUGCAUCUGGAUGGUAAUCGUUUGACAACACUUGGACCCAGGGACCUCGCAGGUUUGGUCAAUCUGCAACACCUGAUCAUCAACAAUAACCAGCUGGUGAAAGUCUCUUCCCAGGCCUUUGAUGACUUCUUGCUCACACUGGAAGACCUUGACAUGUCCUACAAUAACCUCCGGAGGGUACCAUGGGAGUCCAUUCAGAAUAUGGCCAGCCUGCACACGCUCAACCUGGACCAUAACCUGAUAGAUCACAUCGCGGAAGGAGUCUUCGGAGAGCUGUAUAAGCUUGCAAGACUGGAUAUGACCUCCAACAGGCUCCGAACCCUGCCUCCUGAUCCCCUCUUUGCAAGGUCUCAGACAGGUGCAAUAAGUCCCACCCCCUACAAUGCAGUUAUAAGCUUAAAUUUCGGUGGAAACCCGCUGCACUGCAAUUGUGAACUGCUAUGGUUACGGCGGCUUAUCCGUGGAGAUGACAUGGAGACGUGUGCCACACCUGCUCACCUGGCUGGAAGAUAUUUCUGGUCGAUUCCUGAGGAGGAGUUUACUUGUGAACCACCUCUCAUCACCCGUCACACUCACAAGCUGUGGGUGCUGGAGGGCCAGCGAGCCACAUUAAAAUGCAGAGCUAUUGGCGACCCUGAGCCAGUAGUCCACUGGGUUUCACCAGAUGACCGCAUCAUUGCAAAUUCAUCCCGGACCAGCUCCUUCAGCAAUGGGACGUUGGAUAUCUUAGUAACAGUUGCCCGGGAUGACGGGGCAUACACAUGUAUCGCAAUAAACGCAGCAGGUGAAGCGACUGCCACUGUGGACCUGAAAAUAAUCCCCCUGCCUCACCGGGGCGGAGCAGGCGGAAACACAGGGAAUAACAAUGCGAACACCAAAAACAACAGGAACGUGACCAAUGGGAUUUUACGGACUGAUCCGGGUUCCUCGGAUAUCAGCACGGGGAAAAAUGGAGGUAUUAACAAUGCCGCAGGACGUGGAGGAGAGGUGGACGAUGGGAGAACAGCUGGAAGUGAGGAUGAUGAGGGUGACAAUAGCAGGGCCACCGAAGGGGAGCGGGUCGAUGGAGGGAGCAUGGAGAACGAGGAGGGGGACGAGGAGGAAGGAAGGAUGGUUGGAGUACAAGCGGUUACAUCAACCUCAGCUCAGGUCCGAUGGGAUUUGGGGCGUUUGUCUGCAGCUUACGUUGUCUGGAUGUAUCAGAUACAGUACAACUGCACCGCAGACGAGACCCUCAUCUACAGAAUUCUACCAUCGACCAGCGACCGUUUCCUGCUGAAGAACUUGGUCUCCGGUGUGGACUAUAACCUGUGUGUGUUGGCCAUUUUUGAUGACACAAUCACAUCAUUAGCGGCAACAAAAGUCCUGGGCUGCACCACGUUCUCCACCAAGGAUGUUUACCCAGCAUGCCGCUCUCUCCAAGCACAUUUCCUGGGCGGGACACUCACGAUAUUGGUUGGCGGUGUUGUUGUUGUCACUCUACUCGUGUUCACUGUGGCUCUUAUGGUUCGUCACCGUGUCUGUAAUCACGGCGAUCACAUGAUUUGUCACAACAGCAACACUGAGGCAGGAGGCGGGGCCUGCUGUCAGGGUGGAGGCGUUGGGAGUGGGGACAAAGGGGGAAACAGUAGUGGGUGCUACCAAUCAAAUGGUUCCGGGGACAUGAUGAUGGUGGUCCUGCCCAAUGGUCUGCCUUCCAAGAGAGGAGGGGAGAAGGACAAGGACAAGGAAGCGGCUGAUUCUGCUUCCUCUCUGCCUCCAAAACUCCCUCCAAAGCCCAGGCCCAAGCCUAAAGUCAACCUGGAGCAGUUUCUUUCAGCUGGAGGGGUAGUUUCCACAACAACGGGGGCAGGAGGUGCGAUGGCAUUGGUAGUAAGGCAAAGGAAGCUGGAGAAGGCGCCGCCAUACAGCCUUGAAAGUGACAGAACUCCACUCUACUACUCCCCUUCCCCACCAUCCACCCUGCCCCGUCAAUCACGCUCCAGGGACCGCCCAAAACCCCAUCUGGAGAGAGAACUGACCAAUCGCGCCAGUUUCUCUCUGGCUGCACCUUUGAGAGACUCAGAGUUGUUGGACUGGAGAAUCACUCCCCGAGGCAGGGACAAAUGGAACUCCUCACAGGCUUAUCAGAGCCCUCUAUCCCCUCUAAGCCCUGCUUGCGGGACAGUUAGCAAACGGCGGCACUCGCUGGAUAUGGGCUCCUCUGUUGCCCUAGCGACUGAUGCUGCAGCGACUGUUGCCAAGCGCUAUGGUGCUGUCAGUUAUGCUAAGCGGCUGAGCGUGAUCUGGACAAGGCGGAGCCAGUCGCUUCAUGGAAUGCUGGUGCAGUGCGCCUCCACAACCAGUACAACAUCUUCAACGGCCAGCGACGAGGUCGAAAGUGCCGGGGGCUUUGGGACACGCUGUGAGUUCCAACGGGGAUAUAUCCAUGCUUAUAACACCACCAACUCCAACUCUAACACUGGGAUCACAACUGGGAAAGCAAGCAGUGUAAAAGACAGGGGGAGGGAAAAGGGAAAAGACGGGAGAAGUGCUGAAGAACUGGAGGAAAGUGUGGUGUAGGGGGGCUGUGAGAGGACAGUUUGAAUGGGAUCUUGAUUUGAGGAGGGCAAAGAGGUGGAGUCAGGGGACAAAUUGAGGGUGCAGAAAAGUGCAGAUGAGGAAGGAAAAGUUGAGAGUUCAGUGGAAGGGAGAAGAGUAAUUCACUUGAGUCUCACUUGUGCAGCUCCCUGAUUUGCUCUGGGAGAAGUCAAGAAAAACAGAGGAGAGGAGAAAACAUACCUGGAAGCGAGGUGAAGAUUUUUAAGAGGCUCUUUAUAGCUGACCUAAAGAGCGUCUGGAAAAGUAAAUGGGAAGGGAGAUGUGAAAGGAAAAAGGGCAAGCGUGGGAGAAAUGGGUGAAAGUUUGAAAUUAAUUUUAAAUACUCAAGGUUGAGCUCAGGCUCAUUCCAGGAUAUAUAAAGAAAAAAGUACUAAAAACAAAAUUCAGAAAAAUGAAUUAAAAGAAUGAUCUAUAUACUGAGGGAGAGACGUAAUCAAAAAGGGUAAAACAUCAACAGAGCAACAGAUCCAAGGAUAUAUAGCACAGACAAAAAUGGUGUGAGCUCAGUGUGGAUCUCAGUAAAGCCUAUACACUAAUAGAACCCGACUCUUGCGAACACUUCAACUCGCCAGGGCCUCAGCCCCCACGACACCACAACAGUUUACACUGGAUGAAGAAAAACAUCACAACCGGUAAUACUGGAGGAACGCUCUUCACUGAAAAAGAUUUGGAUGGCAUAGUCCUAUUUUCUUUUCUUGUUUUUUGAAUCCCACACUGAUGGCCAUGUUGAAACUCUUUUCCAAAACACAAUGAAUGUGACUUUUAUGUGUCCUCUGUGGCUUGGACAAUGAUUUUGGCUUGCCGUGCCUGCGGAUUAUGGGAGCAUAAAUACAGGGCCGGGUGCAUUGGACAUGAUCAAUCGAUGCAGGCUGUAAAGAGCAAGUGGAGCAGAGACUUUAUUAAAAGAAAGACAUUAGGAUUACAAUGGAGUCGAUAUGGAUUACAAAAUGGAGGACGAGGGGUGUAUGAUGAAACGUGCGCGUGUGCAUUUCUGAAAGACAAGAUCAUAUUUGAUGUUGGAUGAUAAUGGACCGAACAAAUGAAUGAAUGCAUAAUUGUGCAUGCGUUGAUGGAUCAGGGACAGGAUGUAUGUAUGUGUUCCUGUAUGUGUUUGUAUGUGCACAUGUAUAUGAAUGUUUGGAGGGGCAAUCCAGUCAACCAGACUCCAUUUGUGGUAAGUAAGGUUUAGCGCAUUCUGGACAUGGUGCAACGGAAUAAGUCUAAACAUUUUGGAUUUGUGGUGGUCUUAAGGUUCACCAAAAGUGACGUAAGAGCGAAAUGCUGAAAGACAUCACCAAAACAAGAAUAAAUCACUAUUCCCAUGGUCAGAAAGCUGCAAACCAUUAAGUGGCAAUCCAAAUUUAAAAAUAAUUUUUUGUGACUUCAGACUCCUUUGUGCCACAUGGAUUUGCAUUAAAUCCAAACAGUGAAUGUUUUUAGAAAGAAAGCAGUUUAAAAAAAAAAAAAAAGACAGAACCACUAUGGAAGACACUGACAAUAUAAACUCUUCACUGGAAGACUUUGUAAAACGUAUAAUGGGACGACUGAUCCACUGGCACAAACCACAGAGACUCUUAAAAACUCCUAUCAAAGACAAAAAAAUGAAAAGAGAAAAUUUCAAGUACAUAUAUAUAGUAUAUAUAUAUAUAUAUAAAAUGAUGUUACUUGUCGCACCAUGUGUUUCUGUUUUUCAAAGUUUUCUGGGGAAUGAUGUUAGGAUCAAAUACAAAAUAUGAAAUGUGUGAUUUUUUGUUUUAGACAAAAAAUCUUCAUGAUUAGAACAGAAAAAUGUUCAUUAUAUAAUCAUAGGCAGACACAAAGAUUAAAACAGAUAUUGAAGAAGCAUACACAGCAGAAAACACAAACUAGCACACACACACACACCCCAAAAGACAGACACACAAACAAAUGCCUAUAAAACAGAGCCAAAUACAUUAAGAAUAAUGACGUUUAACCAUUACUGUUGUUUCCUUUCUGUUUUUAUUUCAUUUUGCCAAAGUCAAUAUUGUUAUCUGGACUUGAUAUAAAUAAUAAAAAUUACAUGUAUGGAA
Messenger RNA from Micropterus salmoides (largemouth bass), 6666 nucleotides. RefSeq names its product leucine-rich repeat and fibronectin type-III domain-containing protein 4. Gene Ontology annotation, molecular function: protein binding. The coding region runs from base 1451 to 4576 and encodes 1041 amino acids. The transcript is spliced from 8 exons. NCBI's taxonomy places the organism in Eukaryota, Metazoa, Chordata, Actinopteri, Centrarchiformes, Centrarchidae. The record is from RefSeq and is a predicted model, not a curated record.